AUGGAGGCAAAGAGAGAAAAUUAUAUUUACAAAAUUAGUAAUGGUAAUAAUGAUGGGAAACAACAAAAACAACAGCAACAAGAAGAAUUAGAAGAAAAUGAUGAGGUAACAACUAUAGUUAAAGAAGGACAAGAAACAGCUAUAGCAAAUAUUAAUAAUAAUAUUAUUAUUAAAGAUAAUUAUGAUGAUAAUGAUGAUGAUUUAAAUAUUGAUAAUAUUAAUAAAAUUAAUAUUAAGCUUAACUAUCAUGACAUUAUUCAAUUACACUUGGCUUUACUAGAAAUUGAUUCAUUUCAAGAAACCAACAAACUAGACAAAUCUUAUAAUAACAAUAAAUCUGUUGGAUUACCAAAAUUUCGAUAUAAAUAUUCAGAACAAAAAUUGGCUUUGUACUUGGUACAGGGUGGGCAAGUUUUUAUCCCUCUUAGAGUUUUAGGAGGAAUUGAAAAAAUCAGUGAUAGAAUUAAUUAUAAUUGGAAUUCAGAGUACACAGUUGGAAAGAAAAAAGUAAUUACUGGAAACAUGAAAAGUGCAAAAUCAAUUACUUUAUAUAUGCAUAAAGAUGUAUCAGAACAAGAAAUUGAUAUAGCAGGAUUACACAUAAAUUAUAUGAUAAAAGCUAGAAAAAAUAAAUCUUACUCAAAUUGGAAAUAA
Molecule: messenger RNA, 654 nt
Organism: Entrophospora sp. SA101
Lineage: Eukaryota; Fungi; Glomeromycota; Glomeromycetes; Entrophosporales; Entrophosporaceae
Source: the annotation of a GenBank genome assembly